AUGUCACUUUCGAAACCAACACUGCGCUUGGUUGCGGAACCACAACAAUUUUAUCGUAGUAGAUAUGCUAGUGAAAUGUGUCGUAAUGGUACUGUAUUGAAUCGUUUUAUUAUUACUGGUUCUAAUUCAACUCAGUUCAAAUAUCCAACAGUUGAAAUACUUAAAGAAUGGUAUAACCAAGGAUUACAUAUUUGUGUAAUUCUCGUCACUGUUCCAACUGAAGAAGCACCUAUACAAUGCAUACAUCCGCAUCCAAUUGAUACUGACGAAGUCAACGUUGUUAAAAAUGAAUAUCGAAAUUCACUUUUUUUUCCAAUAACAGAAGAAGACUGUAUAAAUGGUUUCAAAAGUUUUCGAAUUAUUCGUAAGAAAUUAGUUCAAUAUGAAUUAAAAAACUAUGGACCAUUACAUAUUGUACAUUCAAAUGACAAUGAUAUUCAACGCAUUGAUGAUCCAACUGAUGUUCGAAAAUUAUCUAAAGUCUACCAGUUAGAAAAAUCGCAAUUAUUAUUUUCUCUUGUUCAAAGUGAUCCUAGUGGACGACUUAUUGUACUCAAUGCAACAUCUGUAUAUUCGAAUGUAAUGACUGCUACAAAAGAUAGAGUAACGAAUAAUAAUGCAAUUAUUAGAUGUUCACCACAAAAAGGUCAUUGGAUUGGUGGGGAUGAUAUUUUGAUGGUCAUUCCCAUAUCUGAUAGAAAAACACCAUGUGAAGUAUAUUUCGAAUAUCCUUCUUUACAACAUCAGGAACGAGUUUUAUUUCGAUUUGUUGAUUCAAAAACAAUUACAUUUACAACUCCACCAUGUUUAAUAGAAGUAAAUGAAAAUCAUAAAGUGGAAGUUCCUCUUGUUGUUCGUCAAAAUAAUCAAGAAGUUGCACGUGUUAAUUUUUGUUAUGAACCAUAUUGUAUUAAAUUCUCAGAAGAAAUUGAAGAUUUCGAUGUGAAUAUAUGGGAAAAUUUGAUUAAUUCUGAUGAAGUAUUUACUAAACAAUUUUCUCAAUCAAUAAAUACAAUCGAUUAUUCAGAUAAUUCUACAAUUAAAAAUGAAAUUCUCAAAUUAUCAUCAAACGAUAUAAACACAUCAACAUUUGAGAAUAGUAAUAAAUUUAUUUAUAUUUAUCGACCGAUGAUAAUUCUCGUUUCACCUUCUCUCAAUCAACGUGUUCGAUAUGCAAAUGAAUGUGAAAAAAUAAUUCGUUAUAUAUCUAUUCCAGAUAAUAAUAUAAUGACGAUCAGAAUUCCUGAUCUUCGUCAUAAUCUUAUUACUGGUGAUACACUUUGGAUGCGUAUAACACGAACGACAAUAGAUCAUCGAAAAGAUCAUUUGAUUUUUUACCAUCCAUAUCCAAUAUGGAUUAAAAAUGAAUAUGCAAAAAUUCAUAAUGGUUCCAUUUUUAUUCCAAUUAAUGAUAAUGAUAUGGAAACUGGUACUAUGAAAAUUUAUACUUUAACAAUGAUUAGACUUAAACAAUAUGAUUUAGCUAAAAUUAAUACACUACCAAUCUAUUCAUCGACUCAACUUGUUGUCUUAGAUCAGCAUUCAAUCGAAAUCAAGACACCAAAACGUAUUCGAGAUGAAUAUAAACUUCAACAGUCUAUUUUAAAUUUUCAAAUUGUUCGAGUCGAUCAAAAUAAUCUUGCCUAUCCAACAGAUUGUUUUUGUCAAACAGAAUCUAUUCAUGAAAUUGAAGGUAAAGUUUGUUCAAUUGAUCUUUUUGCUUCAGAGAAAAAAUUUAUAACAAAUAUGGGAGAUCAACCUAAUCACGAAUCGCAAUACACAUCCAAUGAGCAGAAUUCUGAACAGCUCAACGUACAAGGGUUGCUUUCCGAUGAAUCUGAAAGUUCAAACAGCAGCCUGGGAGAUGACUCAUAUACAAUCAUACAGUCAUCUGUCCAAUGUUCAGACGAUCGUCGUGAUGAUGAAGACCUUACUUCUUCUAUUCUUAAUAGAAAACCAACAAUAUCGUUUAUGCCUGAUGAACCUGUUGAUGAUGAAGAAUUAUUUCAUGGUGCAGCCUUGGGAACUAUGCCCUAUUUUUACGAUAAAAUCGAUGAUGAGAGUGUUACUACAACUCCGUCUGGCGUGGAUGAAAAUAACAAGAAAGCAGUUACUGAUACAUUAUUAGAAAUCAAUCUCGGUGCUUUAGAGCAGCAUGCUGGAGAAACGAGUGUAGUAAUCUUUAGCGAAUCGAUUGCAGAACCAAUAAUGGAUAUUGAAGCUAAUCCACCAGCUGAACUUCGUCUUCGCUAUGAAUCUGAGGGUCAGCGUCAAGUAGCACAAUCUCUUACAAAUCCUAUGGAGAUUGAUAUAUCUGGUGUUAAAAACAUUAAAUUAAGCUCUAAUCAAUCAUUUUAUAUUCGAUUAUUACCAGCAGUAUGGCCCGGAAAAUCAACAAAAAAGAAUGAUCUUCAUCCAAAUGAAAUAGAUUAUCUUCAUCCAAAUAAAUUGGAAUAUCAUUCCGAUGAUGCAAUUGGCUUCAUCGAUAGAACUAUUGGUGUUCCUUUAACUUCAGAUGAUAUUAACGAAGGAGUAAAAGCAUUUCCACGUUUACAAAUACUUAAAAGGCUGCUUAGAAAAUAUAACCGUGAACUAACGCCACUUAAGCUAUACGGAAUUGCUAGUGGUAUAGAUGGUAAUAAAACAAUUCCGGUGAGUGAAGCUAAAAAGAUGUUCGAUAAAUUUAACUUGAAAGCUAGCCGAAUUAUCUGCCAACUAUUGAUCAAACAAAAUGGAAGAUUUCAUUUCACGAAUAUUGUAUGUGGAACACAUAUAAUGGAAGAAAAACAACAAAACAAACGAGCAGUAAAAAUAAUGAAAGUGAUGAAAAAUAAGAAGAAAUCAAAACCAACAAAACGAAAGAAAAUUUCUCAUUAA
Adineta steineri is the source of this 2877-nucleotide messenger RNA. The record is from the annotation of a GenBank genome assembly. NCBI's taxonomy places the organism in Eukaryota, Metazoa, Rotifera, Eurotatoria, Adinetida, Adinetidae.